AUGGAACCAUAUAUAUCCAAAGACCUCGUUCACACCAUCAUGAAACCGGGUGCCACGGCUCAAGAAUUAUGGACCCGACUUGAGGAGUUGUUUCAUGAUAACAAGCAUACUAGGGCAGUGUAUUUGGAGCAACAGUUUGCGCAUAUAAAACUCGAAUACUAUGCGAACAUGUCUGAUUGUUGUAAACAAAUUAAGCUACUUGCAGAUCAAUUAGCUAACGUUGAUUGCCCGAUAUCUGAUCGAAAGAUGGUUAUGAAACUCAUUGUCGGCCUCACCAAGGGUGAAUAUGAUACCGUGGCUACCAUUGUUUCGCAAUCCGAACCCACUCCGAGAUUCAACAAAGCAAGGUCCAUGUUUCUCUUGGAGGAGACUCGUCAAAAGAAACAAGAAGAGUCGAGCCAGCAGGCUCUCGUGGCUCAGACCUCGCAGGCCCAACCCUCGCCAUCUUCUUCAUUGACCAACCACCAGUCGACGACUGACCAGCAGCGCGAUGGUGGUGGCCGAGGUAAGGGUUGUGGGCGUGGGAAUAAUAACAAGCCCAAAGGCCUUGGCAAGGGCCGAGGGAACAACAACAAUAAUUAG
Chenopodium quinoa (quinoa) is the source of this 582-nucleotide messenger RNA. RefSeq lists its product as uncharacterized. Lineage: Eukaryota; Viridiplantae; Streptophyta; Magnoliopsida; Caryophyllales; Amaranthaceae. Bases 1 to 582 code for a protein of 193 amino acids. The record is from RefSeq and is a predicted model, not a curated record. The transcript has a single exon.